Filobasidium floriforme is the source of this 2000-nucleotide messenger RNA. RefSeq lists its product as uncharacterized. The transcript is spliced from 7 exons. The record is from RefSeq and is a predicted model, not a curated record. The coding region runs from base 29 to 1654 and encodes 541 amino acids. NCBI's taxonomy places the organism in Eukaryota, Fungi, Basidiomycota, Tremellomycetes, Filobasidiales, Filobasidiaceae.
AUCGGCUUCUAGAACAUGACAUGCGGUCAUGUCAUCCAACCUAGCACUUCCCGUGGAGAUCUACCUCCCGAUCUUGGAAUACAUUGACGAUCUGGCAACGCUGGCUGCCCUAUGCGGCGUCGAUCGAGGAUUCUUGGACUUGGCGAGACGGAAACUGUACAAGUAUGUCUGGGUCAGACCUUGGGAGGCUGUACCGGAGCGCAAGUUCGACGGCCUUUUCAGUACACUCUCGCAAUCGACCGAGAUUGCUGCCCUGGUCGAGAGGCUGGACGUCAUCUAUUACCCCUUAGCCAGCCGAAAUGACUGGCCGACCAUAUGCAAUCAAGCGCUCUCCAACCUGAAGUCGCUCACCUCCCUGACAUGGACCAGGGAUCGAAGCCUGGGAUUCGAACACCUCGAAACACUAGCUAGCCUGGACCGCCUGACUAAACUUGAGAUAAACGGAAAUAGGUUGGAUCUGAAUCAACUUACGGCGAUACAAAAGCUGCAAAACAUCCGGGAGUUCAAGAUGCAUAUGCCGGAUAGUAUGAUGAUCACGGCUCUUCCGGGAAUAUUGAAGACAUGGCAUGGUUACGGGGCUCCCCUCGAGUCAUUCGAGAUCAUCACGAGAGACGCCAGAUAUAUCGAUGACCGACUCAUGAUCGAUAUAGCCCCCUAUUUGUGCAAACUCAAGGUGUUCAAACUAUUCGGCUGUCGACAUGUCACUCCGAGGGGAUACUUUGCCGUGCUCCGGGAAGCUGGCGCAACGUUGGAAGAGCUCGGGCUAGAAGGCGUGACCCAUGGUGAUGACGAGGACCAGUUGGACGAAGAUCUCUACCUAGAGAGGGAAUCUGCCAAGACGGUCGGGAUCCGAUUACCAAAUCUCAAACGGCUCUUUGUCUCAGAGACGGUCUUUCUGCGCUUACUUCAGCCGGACGAUAGUCGACGAGAACAACUGUACGUCGAACGGGCUCUCGCUCGACAUGGACCGAACGGUCUCAACCUGGCUUCGAUCGAGCGGGACGAUCGGAACCUCUCCCAGUUAGGGGGCACGUCGUUUUUGCCAGAAAGGCUGGAAUGGCUUUUAUUGUCCAGGGAGAGGGAUUCUAGGGAAUAUCACCGGAGUGUCGAAGCGAGUGGAAGGUUGAGCAACAUCGCACAGCUUUGGCCGGAAGGGUUGCAAAGGCUGUGGUUGUCACACCUGAUCGUCGACUUUCGGGAUCUGGAUUUAAUCGCCGACAAGCUGCCUGGACUCGAAACGUUGAUGAUCAGAUUACCGCCGACGAAGUAUCCACCCCAGCGGAUCGCCAAGUUCCUUCAAAAACUGCCAAGGCUCCGGGUGUUUCACCUGCAGAUCGCGCCCGAGACGCAGACGAUGUCGAACGACACGCUAUUUAGCUUGGAGGACAUGCAACUCAUCGCCCGGGAAGCGGGACCUCAACUCGCCCAGAUCGGGUUUUUCAAUCGGAUCUUCACGGUCAGACGGAAAAGAACCUUGACGACAGAAGUGGUCGAAGAGAGACCGAGGGCCUGGGCUCGGAUCGACCCGCCGGAAGACGAACCGAAGGGGCCGUCUACGGUGCAGAUCAUGGUCGAACAUGAGGAGGUCUACCUCGAGCCAUGGCAAAGAGGAUCACUGUCGGUGCCGGAGAUCUUCCAGGUCUGGCGAGUCUGAGUCUGAUAGAAGGGCUGGUAUACUGUAUCUUAUUAUCUGUCGCGUAUCGUUGGGCGAUACAGCCCCCAAGAGGAGAUCGCUGGAGAGACUAUCGCGUUCCGUUGUAACACUUACGCUGGAAGGGAUGUCGUCGAUGAUCGGACGAUUGGUAGCAACAGUUGAAGGUAUGGCAGAGGCGAUCGUGCAACCUUCUGUACAGAGUGCUUCCAACAUUUGGCGUUUUUGGGGUCCAAAAGCAACAGCUGGCAGCCGUCAACAAAUUCAGGCUCAAGUCUUGCCGAGACUGCCUUGUCGAUCACAGUAGGGUCAAAUUGCAAUCGGUCCAGCAGAGCCGAGGCACGUGCCU